AUGGUUCAAACAUGCAGUAAUACUCCUCGAGGAUCAAAUGCUAUGCCUUUGCCCGAGUUCACCAAUGAUACUGUACAUCUCUCAAACGGGUACACCUAUCACGAUUCAUUCACUUCCCUAAUUGGAUUGGGAUCUUUCGGAGUAGUUUACAAGGGCUUCAAUGAAGAAGAAAAUAAACAAGUGGCAAUCAAAAAAAUGUCAAGGGUGCAUGUGAAGGAAAACGAGCUUAAAGUGAUUAGAUCUUUAAAAAGCGCAUAUUUAGUUGGCGUAUUGGAUAUCUGUAUGUUAGAUGACGCCACAUGCUGUCUUAUAAUGGAGUUCUGCGAUGGCGACCUUGAGUUCCACAUAAAAAACAAUUCGAACGAUGGACGUCUCAACGAUGCAAACCUUCGACUUCUCAUCGAUAAUAUUGCUCGUGGUUACAAGGAUCUAUACGAUUUGAAAAUUGUCCAUCGCGACAUCAAACCCCAGAAUAUCCUCAUUAACUACGUUGGAAAAAGCAAACAACUUUUGUCUGCAAAGAUUACAGACUUCGGCAUUGCUCGGACCAUAGAUACCGAAGCACCUGACCUCUGUAAUGUUGCUGGCACCUUAUUUUACAUGGCCCCAGAAGUAGGAGCAAAUUUGCUAAAAACCUGCCAAUACGAUUCGAAAGUUGAUAUGUGGAGCAUAGGAUGCCUUUUAUACCAGUGUGUCACUGGAGAGGUAGGAUAA
Messenger RNA from Cylicostephanus goldi, 714 nucleotides. The record is from the annotation of a GenBank genome assembly. Lineage: Eukaryota; Metazoa; Nematoda; Chromadorea; Rhabditida; Strongylidae.